This is a messenger RNA of Guyanagaster necrorhizus, 1689 nucleotides long. RefSeq lists its product as uncharacterized. The coding region runs from base 1 to 1689 and encodes 562 amino acids. The record is from RefSeq and is a predicted model, not a curated record. The transcript is spliced from 3 exons. Lineage: Eukaryota; Fungi; Basidiomycota; Agaricomycetes; Agaricales; Physalacriaceae.
AUGCAGCGACGACGAGGACCGGCUCACAUAUCUCCUCCAAUACAAUCGCCCUUGAGGAUGUCCCCCGACGAAAAACAAUCUCGUCUCAACCAGCGCCAUUUCGGCGUAAAAGCCAGAGUAUGGGUUCUUCUCGGUCUCUUCAUCGUCGUCAUUUCGCUCCUUCAUUAUAUCCUUCCUAGUACACCAACCUCGAAGCCGUAUACCACCGUCAACCUCAAGUCCAAGAAUUACCUUAAUAACACGCACGACGAGCCAAAUCCAUUUGAAUUUUGUCCUGUCUAUGGCCCUGGCGACGCCAUCGGCGCCAAAUAUGGCGCUCUGAAGCUCUCGCAGAGCAGAAUGCAUCUAGGCAGCAGCGCCAGAGUCACUAGAGUCAUCAAUAGAGCCUUGGCAGGUCAGUCUGUCACCAUUAGCGUCCUCGGGGGUUCAGUGUCUGCCUGCCAUGGUGCUGGGGACGAUCCAGUAGCACCUAGAUGCUACCCAUCGCGCUUCUUUGAGUGGUGGAAUACUGUUUUCCCUCACCCAGCCUCUGAACUUACUAACGGCGCCAUGCGACGAACAAACUCCGCCUACUAUGGCUAUUGCAGCAUGCACCACAUUCCAGACGUUACUGACCUCAUCAUCGUUGAGCUUGACUCGGAUGAUCCCGCGGACAAGGAGAUGAUGGAGCACUUUGAAACUCUUAUUCGAUCCCUCCUCAUUCGCCCCGAUCAGCCGGCGGUUAUUCUUCUGGGACACUUCAGCCCCCAGGUCCAUGAAUCCAGCGGUUUCGCCGGCCCAGACCACUGGCACAACGUGGUCGCCCAAUUUUACGAUGUGGCGCACAUUUCGACCAAAUCAGCGCUGUACGCCGACUAUAUGAGCGACCCUGAAACCGUUUCCAAAUAUUUCGUCGAUCCAAUCCUUGCCAGCCCACUCGGCCACGAACUUCUCAGCGACGUCCUCGUCGCUUACUUCCAGGCGCAGAUCUGCUCUGCUUGGGCUGUCGCUACGGGAACCUCUUAUGACACCGUGCCCAACCGGGUGGAUGAUAAUGGACUCGGCGAUGUCCAUGGGUUAUUUGGUGGAGUGGGUCAGCGGAAAGGAGUACCGGAGCCCGGAGACGAGGAUAAGGAAGAGGUUGACGCCGAAGGAAACAGGGUCAAGCCUCAGUUGCUUCCGCCCACCAGCAACGCGUACGUUCCACCACUGCACGUUCCUCCUGGCAGGAUCAACACACGUCCCAAGUCGGACGUGCCGUUCGAGGAAAUUGCGCCGUACUGUGUCAGCGCGAACGAUCUCAUCAACCCACUUCCUCCAUCGCUGUUUUAUGGUUCCGGAUGGUACGCAGCACACCCGCAGACUGGUAGUGGCGCCAUGCAGGCCACGAGCCAUUACUGGCACUCUUCGUUGCCGUUGAGCAAGAUCAGGAUCCCCAUACAGGUCGGCGCAGGAGAUAUCGGGGUGUACUAUCUCCAAGAACCGGCAUCCUCCGUUGGAGGAGGAAGUGCUGUGGAAUGUUGGGUCGACGACAAUUAUGCAGGAGCGAAGGUAUUAGAGAAUGCUGCCGAGAUCGGGGAGCCUGGAGCAACACUCGAACUCAUCGACCAUUUUGUGACGCGUGGCUCACACUUUAUAGAAUGCCAACUAUUGGGAGAGGAAGGGCAAACAGUACCUGCAUUCAAGAUCAUAGGUGUAUUUGCAACAUGA